Paraphaeosphaeria sporulosa is the source of this 416-nucleotide messenger RNA. RefSeq lists its product as uncharacterized. The transcript has a single exon. The coding region runs from base 101 to 325 and encodes 74 amino acids. The record is from RefSeq and is a predicted model, not a curated record. NCBI's taxonomy places the organism in Eukaryota, Fungi, Ascomycota, Dothideomycetes, Pleosporales, Didymosphaeriaceae.
AUCUUCUUAUCGAUGCGGACCGUGCGCCACACCUUGUGAAAUCUUCAGCCGUCCUCGCUUCACGUGUAUACUCUUCAUUGGCCUACGCUGACCGGAAUUCAUGCAUGGGAUAUUGGUGGCUUUCUGCCUGCUUUUGCAGUUGCCUUCUCCCCUGAUUUCUUGUUUUGGUGGCUCCUCAAACAUCAUCUUAAGUCCACUUCUCAAUCAAUUCUUUACCCAUGGAAGAUUAUGGAGCGGACAACUUCAACCAUAUCUGCUUCCACCGCCGCUCCAUCUCAUCAUCACGACCGACUUUCUCAUGCUUCAUCAGCAGAAUCACUGGUAGCCAAUCCAAAUGGUACCCAUGGGGAGCACAACGGUGAAGAUACCCGCUCACCUCCGCUCGAUCGAGUGCCGAUUGUCCAAGUCGACGCCCG